AUGGCCAAACCCCAGGGUGCACCGCCUCAUAUUCACCUCCACUCACCGGCCGUGGACUUCAUUGAGACCAGGCUGCCCAAAUAUCACCCAGUCUUCGCCUCCGAGAACGUCAUGUUUUGCCCCGAAACAAAUCGUAUCCGAGACGCAACAAGAUGGAGAGAGGUAAAUGAAGUACUCGAACGUGCUCGACUGGAGUACAAUGGGCGAGAUGACGAGUGGGACCAUGGACUUAUUGGCAAAUUCAAGAGACACGGCCGUAGCUCAGGGAAACUGGUUGCUCAGCCAAUCCAGCAGAUCAUCAAAGUUCUCUCAUCUCAUUCCGUUGCCACUCCUGUGUUGGGUGUCGUCAAUCUGCUCAUGACGUACGCCUGGAAAGAAGCCGCCAAGGUUCGGGACCAAGUCUCUACCGAGAUCGACAAGUUAGGCAAGGGUGUCUUGUUCGCCAACAUGAGGCAAUACUAUGAGACCUUUAAGGACGACCAAAACAUCAUCAAUGCAUCGGUGAACCUCCUCCUCACUAUUUUCAAGGCCCUCGAGGGUGCCAUUGGCUUCUAUAUUAGCCAGCAAGGUGCAGAAAUACCCUUCCUGCUGUCAUUCCACCGGCUUGUCAAGGCUGCUUUCCGUGGCGACGAGUACAUGACCUUGCUACGAGAGAGUCUGAUUAAGAUUAAGACUGACAGCGACAACCUGGAGAACGAAGCAAGCAUUCCUUCUGACCAGGAGCAAGAAUCCGCCAGAUCUAGCCAAAUCCUACACAACUCCGAGAUCAUUCGACAAGGGCAGCAGGAAAGUAAUAUAAUGAUGAUUGACGCAUGGAACAAGAUCUUGCCCGUGCUAGGAAAUUACGAACAACCCCCCCCGCCCUCCCCCUGGACCCCCCAGCUCCUCCACGACCUCGUCGCCGCAGCCCACGGCCUCGACAAGGAAGACAUGGACGCCGUCCUCGACCGCGCCGGCACCAUGCCCGCCGACGACCGCGGCCGCGCCGAGCACGUCGUCGCCACCCGCCACUUCCGCCACUGGAUGCUGCGCCGCGACAUGGCCCGCCUGCUCGUGCACGGCGACUUCGACUCCCCAGAAUCCGUCUCGCCGCUGUCUGUGCUGGCGAAGGAGGAGGAGGAGGAGGAUGCUGCUGGGCCUGGACUGCUUAUGCAAAGCUUUAUUGCGCAGUUGUUGCUGCAGUGUCCGUAUACGUCGCCCCCCACACUACCCCCCAAUGUAUCGCUUGACAACCUCGAGGCCGGCGACGUGGACCAGCUAUGCAUCGUCUUUUCGCUCAUGGCGCGCCGCCUGCCUGCGUCUGCGACGCUGGUGGUUCUCGUCGAUGGGUUGAUGGUCUAUCUGCGCAGGCAGUUCAGGGAUGACAUGGAUACGGUGCUGGACGCGUUGCUAGGGCUAGGGGACAGGGACAAGGAUGGGGCGCCAAGGGUGCGCUGCUCAGUUAAAUUGCUGUUGAUGAGCCCGCAGCCGACGAGGUCGAGAGACUUGGUAAAGGUGUUUCGGAGCUGUGGGGGGCUGCUGAGUAUGGAGGCUAUGUAUGACUCGGGCCAGGGACCAGGUAGGAGUGGGGUGGGGGGGCAGCUUGAGAUGGGGUUGGGUGGGUUUGUUGAGGGGGACGAGGAGGAUGAUGAGGAUGAUGAGGAAGAAGAUGAUGAUGAUGACGAAGUUGAAGAAGUUGGAUGA
Messenger RNA from Phialemonium atrogriseum, 1683 nucleotides. RefSeq lists its product as uncharacterized. The coding region runs from base 1 to 1683 and encodes 560 amino acids. The record is from RefSeq and is a predicted model, not a curated record. Lineage: Eukaryota; Fungi; Ascomycota; Sordariomycetes; Cephalothecales; Cephalothecaceae. The transcript is spliced from 7 exons.